Messenger RNA from Panicum virgatum (switchgrass), 1178 nucleotides. Its product is annotated as germin-like protein 5-1. Lineage: Eukaryota; Viridiplantae; Streptophyta; Magnoliopsida; Poales; Poaceae. Gene Ontology annotation, cellular component: plasmodesma; cell wall. The record is from RefSeq and is a predicted model, not a curated record. The transcript is spliced from 2 exons. Gene Ontology annotation, biological process: plasmodesmata-mediated intercellular transport; regulation of root development. The coding region runs from base 203 to 883 and encodes 226 amino acids. Gene Ontology annotation, molecular function: manganese ion binding.
UCGCAUUGACGCCGGCCGGGCCGGGGCUCCGCAUCCAGCUAAAUCUUUUUCUUUCCUCCCCGGCUCGCUCCCCGAGUCCCCAGCACCGGCGCUAUAAGUAGCGGGCUCCGCGCUCUGCCUGCCCAACCCAGCAGCAUCCGGCCAGCCGGCGACCACCGUCCGCCUGUGAGCGAGCGAGCGAGCGGCGGCGCACGACCGUACAAUGGCCCGGGCUUCCUCUCCCCGGUUUCUUGGAGCGGCGGUCGCGGUGGCGCUUGUAGUCCUUGCCGCCGCGCCGCCGGCGCUCGCCGGCGACCCGGACUACCUCCAGGACCUCUGCGUCGCCGACCUCAACUCCGAAGUGAAGGUGAACGGGUUCCCGUGCAAGGCGAACGCCACCGCCGACGACUUCUUCUCCGGCGUGCUGGCCAAGCCGGGCGCCACCAACGCCAGCUCCGUGGGCUCCGUGGUCACGGGCGCCAACGUCGAGAAGGUGCCGGGGCUCAACACCCUGGGCGUCUCGCUCGCCCGCAUCGACUACGCCCCCGGCGGGCUCAACCCGCCGCACACGCACCCGCGCGCCACCGAGCUCGUCUUCGUCCUCUACGGCACCCUCGACGUGGGCUUCCUCACCACCGCCAACAAGCUCGUCGCCAAGACCAUCGCCCAGGGCGACGUCUUCGCCUUCCCGCGGGGGCUCGUGCACUUCCAGAGGAACGCCGGCGACGAGCCCGCCGCCGUCAUCUCGGCCUUCAACAGCCAGCUCCCCGGCACGCAGUCCAUCGCCAUGACGCUCUUCGGGGCCUCGCCCGAGGUGCCCGACGAGGUGCUCGCCAAGGCGUUCCAGAUCGGCGCCGAGGAGGUGGACAAGAUCAAGGCCAAGUUCGCGCCCAAGAAGAGCUGAGGAUCGGACCCGGCCAGGAGAAAUAAGUUUUGGUCUGUCCAUCAGUCGUUGAUGAUGAUGAUAUUGGUAGGCAUUGGUUGGUUGGAUUAUUCUGCUGUUUCUUCGUUUGCUUGUGAUACGAUCGUCGGUUAAGUGUGACCUGCAGAAUGAGUUGGUAGGGAUUCUCUCUUGUAAUAAGCUGCAGGCCUGAUGGAGAACAUUGUGUUCAUCUUAUAUUAUAAGCCCAAUCAUUUGUAAACCAUUUCAUAUUACUAUUAUGCCUAUUUAAGUCAAAAUUCUACGUUUUCCUGUCAAA